Molecule: messenger RNA, 837 nt
Organism: Vicia villosa (hairy vetch)
Lineage: Eukaryota; Viridiplantae; Streptophyta; Magnoliopsida; Fabales; Fabaceae
Exons: 1
Coding region: 1-837 (278 amino acids)
Source: RefSeq, a predicted model, not a curated record
AUGCCUUCUCUCCUUGAAACUAUAAGCUCUUUUUCCAUUUCUGAUAUGGAAAUUGAUGAUUCCCUUGCUUGGAAGAAUGUGGAGAAUGGCAAGCUAACUAUUAAGAUUGCUUAUGAGAUGCUUGCAAAUGCUAACAAUUCUGGAAAAUGGAAAUCCUUCCCAUGGGACAUUGACUCAGCCCCUUCUCAUUCUAUGGUUACUUGGAGGCUAAUGCACAACAAGAUUCCCACUGACGAAAACAUGACUUUGAGGGGAUUCUCUUUCCCUUCUAAAUGCUCUUUAUGUGAUAGCAAUGAGGAGAAGUCUACUCAUUUGUUUUUUGAUUGUUUUUUUGCAGUUAAAAUAUGGAGCUGGUUCAGCAGCAUCUUGGAGGUUCCAAAUGCCAUCAAAUCCCUUGCUGAUUGUUUACAAAUUCUCAAUGAAGCUUGGAGUCAACAAGCAAUGGCUGUCAUAAAAUCCAGCAUCGUGUUCAUCAUCUACCAAAUUUGGAAGGCCCGAAAUAUGGCCAGAUUUGAAGACAAACUUAUGCCUUGGCAGAGAUGCAUUAGUAAUGUUGCAGCAAGGGCAAAAUUGGUGGGAAAGCUGACUGCAAAAAAUGGUGAUAACUCCAUCAACAACUUCUCCUUUCUUAAGAAAUUUGACAUUGCAAUUCAUCCUCGAAAAUUGAAAGUGGCAGUUGAAGUGCUUUGGUGUCCUCCCAUUGCUGGCUGGAUUAAGUGUAACAUAGACGGGGCAGCAGCCGGUUCUCCCUUACUUGCAGCAAACGGUGGUAUCUUCCGUGAUGCACAAGCUAAGCAUGUCAUUAGCUCGUUUUCUUGGGUGUUGGUUCUCCAGUGA